This is a messenger RNA of Arachis ipaensis, 1392 nucleotides long. RefSeq lists its product as uncharacterized. Gene Ontology annotation, biological process: telomere maintenance; DNA repair. Lineage: Eukaryota; Viridiplantae; Streptophyta; Magnoliopsida; Fabales; Fabaceae. Gene Ontology annotation, molecular function: DNA helicase activity. The record is from RefSeq and is a predicted model, not a curated record.
AUGGAAGAUUUGAUGAUGUCAGAAAUCCAAAUAAAAGAUAUUGCACUUGCAAAAAUUGAAGAUUUGCUCCAGUCAAAUGGCAAGUCAUUGAAAGAAUAUUGUGCAAUGCCAUAUCCUUCAGAAAAGUUGGUGCCCAGCUUAGAAGACAGAAUUAUAAUGGAAGAGUUGAACUUUGAUGUUAAUGCUCUUAUGAGUGAACUAGGUAUGUAUUUAGAAAAGCUAACUGAUGAGCAGAAAUUUGCAUACGAUCAAAUAAUUGGUGUUGUUAGCAGUAAUAUGGGUGGACUUUUCUUCUUAUACGGUCAAGGUGGUUAUGGAAAAAAAUUCUUAUGGUCAACUAUAUCAUGCUCAAUUAGGUCUAAAGGAGGUAUAGUUUUAAAUUUUGCUUCGAGUGGGAUUGCUGCACUUCUGUUGCCUAAAGGAAGAACUGCACAUUCAAGGUUUAAAAUUUCUUUGACCAUAAAUGAAGAUUCUUUGUGUGGCAUUAAACAGGAAAGUCCUCUUGCAAGGUUAAUAUCCAAGGCCAAAUUAAUCAUAUGGGAUGAAGCUCCAAUGAUAAGUAAGUAUUGUUACGAAGAUUUAGACAAAUGCCUCAGAGACAUCUUAAGGUGCUCAGAUUCAUAUAAUGCUCAUUUGCCAUUUGGAGGUAAAUUUGUUCUCGAAGGAGAUUUUAGACAAAUUUUACCUGUGAUUCCCAAGAGGCUCAAGGUUUUGAAACUUACAAAAAACAUAAGAUUGUUACUAGGUGAAAACAACAACAUACAAGAACUCAUAAAUUUUGCAGAAUGGCUACUCAAAAUUGCUGAUGGUUUGGCUAGUGAUACAACAGAUGGUGAAUCGAUCGUUCAUAUACCAUCUGACAUUUUGGUUAAGAACUCUGAGACAGCUUUGGAUGACUACAUUGAUUUUGUAUAUCCAUAUAUGUUAUCCAAUCUAUCUGUUGAAAAUUAUUUCAAGGAUAGAGCAAUUCUUGCACCAACUCUGGAUUGUGUCACUAAUGUCAACAACAAGAUGAUUGCAGGGUUACCUGGACAAGAAAGAGUCUACUUAAGUUUAGACUCUGUGUGUGCUGAGGAGGGAAAUAUGAAAUUUGAGUUAGAUGCUUUCUCGCCGGAGAUUCUAAAUGGAAUAAAUUGUUCAGGUCUACCACCACACAAGUUGGUUGUAAAGGUUGGCGCUCCUGUUAUGUUGUUGUGGAAUAUAGACCAAACUAAUGGUUUGUGCAAUGGAACGAGAAUGCAAGUUAGAAGAAUGGGAAAUCAUGUGAUAGAAUGCAAGACUUUAACCGAUAACAAAGCUGGAAGUAUUGUUCUUAUCGUAAGACUGAAUUUAAUUUCAAAUAAUGAAACAUUACCGGUCAGGUAUCAAAGGAUAGCGUUGAAUUCUUAUUAA